This is a messenger RNA of Spodoptera frugiperda (fall armyworm), 5751 nucleotides long. Its product is annotated as general transcriptional corepressor trfA. Lineage: Eukaryota; Metazoa; Arthropoda; Insecta; Lepidoptera; Noctuidae. Bases 708 to 4583 code for a protein of 1291 amino acids. The transcript has 11 exons. The record is from RefSeq and is a predicted model, not a curated record.
GCGCCGCUGCGUGUUUAGUUGCGUUCGUAGCACGACCAAGAAUAGGCGUCACAGUGAUGGUUCCUGCCUGAAAAGUUUAUCUAGUUCGGGUGUCGGUAUCGGUACUACUCGUGAGCGGUCAGCGGAUUGUGCAACACCCUGUAGUGUUUCUUUAAGAAUUUAAACGUGUCGCUGAUUAUUAUUAUUGAGUACUUGAGUACGAGAAGAUAUUAUUGCUUCAGUAGUACUGUGGAACCUCAGCCAUAAAGUCGUGCUCGUAAUUAACGUUUUAUUUAUAUUAUUUCACACGUUAUCACCGACGUGGGUUUGUAUAUUGAUAGUACGUGAUAACUAGUUACGAUAGAUAAGCAAAAACGGCUAUCAGUGUGUUUGUUGACUAAAAUUGGCGGUGUAAAAGUACCAUGAGAUUGUGUUAGUGUUUUUUUCUACGGAAAGCUUUUGUGUUGGGGAGUAGAAAAAGUAAUUAAGUGAAGAGUUUCGUGUUAAAACGUAAUAUACGUAUGAGUGAUGCGUCUGCGGCGCGGUGCAAGUGUUGCGUUGGGACUAUUUUCGUAGCACGGAAAUAAGAGCGGCAAAAGGAGCAAAAAGUUGAGAUCGUCUGAAAAACUUUAGGACGAGUGUCGAAUGUAUUUCUGUCUGUUGUAAACCGAUGUCUACAACACUUGUGCUUGGAAUUGGUGUAAUGCUGUAACAAGUAUUCACUGAAAAUGAAGAAGAGGACCAUCUCUAAACUCAAAUCUAUAUUCGGCUCGAAGAAAGGCAAGCGACAACAAGAACAACCUUUGAAGUCUUCACGUUCACCUUCGCCUGAGCCGGUGGGGGCGGCUUCCCCGGUUCCAGGCAAUGAUGAUUCGUUCCGGCCCAUCUUGAGGACUCCACCGCCAAGCCGGGCAGGGCCGCCACCCUCGCCACCAGUGCCAACGCACCCCAUAGCUCCAGUUGCCCCAGAACCUACAGCUCCUCUUCCCCUUCUGCCAUGCGCAGUUUGCGGAAGAACCUUCGUGCCACAAUCUUUGGCAAAACACGUUAAAAUAUGUGAAAAGAUGACGGUGAAGAAAAGGAAAACAUUUGAUUCUUCCAGACAGAGACGUGAAGGGCUGAUCGCGGCGAACGGUGCUAAUUCCGGUACAGACUUGGAGCAAUACUUGCCAAAGAACUUUGGUCUUCCUGAAAACAGUCCGUUCUUAGAGAAAAGUCCGCCAAACACAGCUAAACCGACGCCAAAGCCGAAGCCACAGUCCGUCAGGAACGCUAUAACGAAGCCAAUGGCUGAACUACAAAGGUGUCCACACUGCAGCCGUGCGUUCGGCGUACGCGCAUUCGAGCGUCACGUGGAGUGGUGCGCUGACAAAGCGAAGAUAUUGCCGGCAGCGCCCGCGCAGCCGCCGCAACACGUCGCUGAGGCCAAGCAGCGGCUCAAUGCGCGCACGCAAUACAAAGCACCGCCAGUGCGCGGGAGACGGUCUUCACAAACCCGUGAUAAGUCUUCAAACAGCCGAUCAGCGUCCGUGGACUCAUCGCGAGGGGUGUCCCCUCCUCAGCCGCGAGAAUAUGGCGACUACAGACAAGGACGUACCAGAGCUUCAGAAUCUGUCUCCAGCAAUGACUGCCACGAUGAUCCUUCUCCUCACAUGCCAGUGAUAAGAAACUCUCGGAAUUCACAAAACAGUUCGUCAGGCGACGCCAACGUCAAAGCAAGACAAGCCAGGCUCGCUAGGGACCUUAGCAGCUCUAGAAAAAAACAAGAUCCCCGCCUAUCCUCUAUCAAACAAAGUAGUUCUGAACUUAUUGUCAAGAAAAAUCAAAGUAAUACCGAAUCAAAAACCAAGAACGUCAAUAAAAAUAACACUGAAUCAAAUAUCAAGAAACAUCAACAAAGUAAAGUUGAUACAAAUGCCAAAAAGGGACAAAAUAAACCUGAACCCAACAUCAAAAAAGUUCAACACAGUGCUACUGAUCCUAAUAUCAAGAAAAAUCAUGGCAAUACUGACUUAAGUAGCAAAAAGAGUCAGACAAGUAGCAUUGAUUUGAACAUGCCGAAUAUACAACAAAGUAAUACAGAUCCGGACAUUAAAAAACUGACGACUCAAGCCAAGCAGAAAAAUAAAUUAAUUGCAAAAAAACAACAGCAGCUAAAGAAACUCGAAGAGAUCGUUAACAAGUAUAGUGAGAAGAAAAAAGCCGAAGUUGAAGAUUUAAAAGAUCAAUCAAAACUGACACGUGACAAAAGCCAAAUACCGAUACCUAAAAAAACAAAAGCUAAAAAGUCAAAGAUAGAGAGUAGCGCCGAUAUUGAUCAAUUUAUUAGUGCUGAUAUUAGAGAAAUGGCAACAGAUGUCAAUGACAAUAUUAAAACAUUUUCUACCACUAGAUCAUCACCUUCAGAAACGUCAGAAGCACAUACAAAAUCUAGGAACGAGAGAGAUAAAAAAAUAAAAAUGAGAACUAAAAAGGAUAAGAUUGCUAAAGAAACGAGCAUGAGUCUAGAUAGUUUGGAAGAAUGCCCAAAAACGAGUAGCGAUCGAAACUGUCAGUCGAUUGGGAUUAACACAGAACUUCUGUGUGUUCCAUGCAUCAUACAUGACAAUCCUGACCAGAAAAAAAUUAACAAGAAAAAUAAAUCUAGAAAGGACAAAAAUAGUUCUAAGGAACCUGAAAUUGAUACCAAACCUGAACCCGUAGUUGAAUUACUCUAUAAAAAUCCUACUAUAUCAAAUUGUUUGGAAAUAAACUACAUGAGCGAUUCCUAUAUUAAACUAGACACGAUCAAUUCAAAUGUUGAUAGUUCUUUGAUUACUCCUAGCACUUCUGGUAAUGGCAUCGAUGAAAUGGACUCAAUAUCAGAUGUUACUCGCCAGGACGUUAAUUUGUCAUUGCAAAUCAUAGAAGAUAUACAAAUAUCAAAUACGAAUAUCAGUGGAGAUUCGAUAAGUGAAAAAAUCGACGAAGAAAUUCGCGAAUUGUCUGAAGAGCGUUUCGAAGUGGAUUAUGAACACGAUAUGAGUGCGGAAGUAUCCUGUAACGGGUCCAUAGAAAACAAAUAUGAUGAGGAAAAUAUCAAAGAAGAAAUAGGUCGCCACGGAAGUGGUGAAACAUAUACAAAGUUCAUUGAGGACCCAGCAGACCUUGAAGAAUUUAUGCAUAUAACUGACAAAUUGUUAAGUAACGAUCAGAAUGAGCAAGAAUGUUUGAAUGUUGCUAAUGACUUAGAUCAGUUUCAUACACCGAAAACAAAUUCUAUUGAAGCUAUCGACCAAAAAAUGUCUGAUACUACAAUCAAUGAAUCGGUUAAACAUGAAUUCUCUGAUACAUUUGAGGAGUUGAAGAAUAAUCUGAGAGAAUUGCUUGAAGGCGCUGGGAAUUCAGUGAACGAACUGAACGAAGCGAUUAAGAAAUCUGAGGAUACAAAAGAAGAAUCUACAAGUUUACCAGACAUCAACAGAAAAAUUUGUGACAUGGAACACAUUACUAUUUAUGAGCUUAAAUUCUACGAAAGAAAACUGAAAGAAGAUAAUCAACGAGAUGAGGAAGAUUCUUGUUUCAAGUUACCAUCCAUCACGGAAUCCAAUAAUCCUGGUAAUAAAGUAGAGUGCGAUAAUAGAAAAAUGCACAAGAUAUACAAACCAAGUAGAAAAUACAAGAUGUUGGGUGAACAAACUAGGACUAAUAAGGAGUACCAAACGUUCAUUGUGAAACAAAAUGCAAAUGAUAAUAGUGACGGAUCGGUGACGUCAGACGUGCCCCCGUUGAAGCUGCCACGAAUUGAAACCAAAAGCAGUAACAAUAUAGGAAGCGAGAGCCUUUUCCCAUCCUCUGUGAAACGUUCCACUUCCCUCCUCGAUUCCCUCCAAAAGAAGAACACGCUCAAGAUAGACAGUGGGAAAAGCCGCCAUAAAUCCGAUCAACUGGAACAAGACCUCAUGCAGUCUCUCAAAGAUUUUGACAAAUUCUACGAAAGUGAGAAGAACGAAAACCAGUCUAGUAAAGAGAUACCAAGUUACAAUGGAACUGCAAAAAGGGAUACUCGCAUAAAAACUGAACGGAAAAUCAAGAAAAUUGAAACUAGUACCAAUGGGAACCACACGCCGAAUGGCAAGCAGAGUAAUGAUUCAGCUUAUAGCAGGUUAGUCAGUUUAAACAGGAUAUCCCCGUCGAAACUUUCACUAUGUACUCCCAAGGAACCCAAUGGAUUAACGUCGUUAGAACAAAUCCCAGCGGGUUCGGACUCAAGCGGCAGUCACAAGGAGGAUGUGAGGUCAAUUUCUAGCGACGAGUUCCUCGCGAUGGAGCGGUCAGCAGAGCUAGAUGAACCUCUUCCACCACCAGACCUUUUAUUUAAGGAACAAGACAAUCAUAUCGACAAGCGCGUAAGUUCUCGUGCGUCGUCGCGGCAAAGUCCGACGUGGCGCCCGCGUGCCUCGCUCAGCUCGAGCGGCUCGGAAGCAUCCCUGGCGAGGCGGCGCGACCCAGCACCCGCGCAGUGCCGCCGCCCCUCGCGGUUCUGCCACGAGUGUGGCAACAAGUUCCCCGUCGACACCGCCAAGUUCUGCAUCGAAUGUGGCGUCAAGAGACUCGUCGUAUAACGGGGAACUCUAUGUGAGCGACUUCUAGUCUUAUAAGUAGUGCCGGUUUAUGUAGGCGUACUGGUGAUAGAUAUUGAGCACCGAGGACGGUGCAGCUGAUGCGCCCGGAGCGACAACAGCUACUCUGAAGGGCGCAUGUAACAUAUUUCACAGCCAGCAAGUGAUGUUGACGACAUACCAGUUAAAGUAUUGAUAUCACGAAACUAUACGUAUCACGAAUGGAAUUGUUCUCUUUGUAUGUACAGUUGUCGCGUGAUUCUUUUGUAGGAUACCAAACAAGCAAUGUGUUCUAUAAUUAUUUGCGUGGUUUUAAUACAUUUUAUAUAUGAGUUUAUUGUUGAUGACCAAAUGAUGUAACAUCGUGGUAAAUGUUGUAUCAUUGUGAGGAAAUGAAAAAUACAUUCAUGUAUUUACAUAUAACAUUGUUUAAUACUGAAGCUGUUAGUUAAUCUGAUGAUUAAUACUAUCUUAGAUUUACCUCAAACUGGAAGUAUAUUUUUAUACUUACUAAAAUUUUGGUAUGUAUUUUGCACAAAUAAACAAUCUUGGACCACUACUUAGAUGUAAAGUGAGAACUUUUCUUAUAGUAAUGUGUAGCUAUCUAUAAAUUAAUGACGUAAUAUUAUUUACAAAACGUUACCAAAUUGCUAUAAUUUAUUAACUAAUUUGUGCCUUCACAAUUAACUAGAUGAUAAUGUCGUGUAUUCUGUUGGUCUCUGUUAUUUUGUUUGCGAAGUUUUAAUUUCUGUUGCAAUUUAUGUCAAACGAAAACUGGCCAAGGUAGCCUUGGAAUUUGUAAGAUCUGUGAUACGAUUCAUUUUUGGUAUAGCAAAAAUUUCAUCAUAGAAGUUUGGAUGAAUUCAAAAAUAACUUUUAAGUGCCAAUUUCUUUAUGUAAUUUGGGUUUUUAAUGGAAUUUUGUGUACAUUGUUAAUUUUUUUAUUUGCUAUUGUGAGCGAAUAUCAUUUUUAUUUUUUUUAAAUAAUAUUGAUUACCCUUCCAAGGAUUUCCAUUAACGUCUCUUGUCCACAACAUAGUUGGCCAUUUUAACAAGACUGAUUUUAUUUUCAAAGUUUUCGAACUUGAUUAAUCCUUAGUUACUGUUGUAUAUUGUUUUUAAUAAAAUAACGAUUUUAUCAUGUAAUAAAUUAACAUUUUAAUAAUGAUAA